ACGCGAGGCCGCCCUGACAACCGAGCUACUUCGCCCACCCCCUUGGCUGCGGUUAGCACGAGUCGGCAUUCUCGGCAACCGAGAGCACAGCCCUUUGUUUUAGUUCUAGCUGACCUUUCGACCCCUCGUCGGCUUUAAUUAUCUGCGUUGUUUAUACAUUUCACCAUGGCGGCGAGCGCGAAACGAAAACAAGAGGAGAAACACCUGAAGAUGCUGAGGGAAAUGACGAGUUUGCCUCCCAACAGAAAGUGCUUUGACUGCGAUCAGCGCGGCCCAACCUAUGCCAACAUGACUGUGGGCUCUUUCGUGUGCACCUCCUGCUCUGGCAUCCUUCGAGGACUGAAUCCGCCCCACAGAGUCAAGUCCAUCUCUAUGACAACCUUUUUGCAACAGGAAAUCGAGUUCCUACAGAAACAUGGCAAUGAGGUAUGUAAACAGAUCUGGCUUGGUCUUUAUGAUGACAGAACCUCAUCCGUACCAGACUUCAGAGAACCACAAAAAGUCAAGGAGUUCCUUCAAGAUAAAUACGAGAAGAAAAGAUGGUAUGUACCUCCUGAACAAGCCAAGACAGUGGCAUCAGUCCAUGCUUCCAUCUCUGGUUCCUCAAACAGCAGCACUAACAGCACCCCAGAGGUUCGACCGCUCAAAACCCUGCUGGGGGACUCUGCCCCGACACUGCACCUCAGCAAGGGUACCCCACCAAAUCAGUCACCUGUGGUGAGCCGUGGACAAGCCCAUCCACAGCAGUUCCACGACAAGAAGUUCGACCUCCUCAGUGACUUGGGUGGAGACAUUUUUGCUGCCCCGCCCACCAAUGUGAAUGCAGCUGCCGGCUCCAGUUUUGCAAACUUUGCACAUUUCAACAGCCACACAAUGCCACAGAACACCAGUACAGGUGCAGAGUUUGCUCAUUUUGAUGCAUUUGGGAAUGGUUCUGAUUCGAAGAGUGGUUUCCCCUCUGCACCCGAAGCUGCAUUUCAGCCCCUGAAUACAGCAUUCACUGUGCUCUCAUCCAGCCGCAGUAUGGGUGAGUUUGCCACUGCUCUGCCUCUUCAGAGUGCACACAGUAGCGCCUCAGGGGGAUUGGCAAAUGCCACUUUUGCUUAUUUUGACAACUUCCCCAAAUCGUGUAGCGCUGACUUUGGAUCCAUCAGUUCCCCCUCCCAGAGUAACUCCACAGGAGCUGGCAAUAACGCUGUACAGAGUACUAGCGUUCCUGGUGAUAGAUACGCAGCCCUGGCUGACCUGGAUAACGUAUUUAGCUCUGCCAAAACAGAGCAAGGAGGAGCUGUUCCUGCUGGGGUGAGCUCUGGAACAGCAGGAGGAGUUGCAGGUUUGGUUCAGAAGCAGCCAGCAGGUACAGGAGGAGGAGACCGCUACGCUGCUUUGGCAGAGCUUGAUACCGUCUUCAGCUCCUCAGCUCCUGCCACGAGUGUUUACAACACUUCCAGCACCUCACAGGGCAGUGUGUUUGGAUCAGAGACAGCGGUGUCAGCAGCACACGCACAACAAGCCAUGCCUGGUGUAGUUCAGGGGUUUGGAGCACCACCAUCAACUAAUCCAUUUGUAGCUGCUGGCCCAGCAGCAGCUCCCACCAAUCCAUUCCAGUGUAAUGGCAGAGCACCACAAGUGGCGGCUGCAGCAGCAUCUUUUGGCACAGGCUCUAUGAGUAUGCCAGCUGGAUUUGGAAAUGCUGCAGCCUUCAACCUCCCUACCAGCUUUAGUGGAACAUUCCAGCCAGUCUUUCCUGGCCAGGCUCCUUUYCCCCAGCCUCCUGCAUUUCCUCAACAACCUAACGGAGGAGGAUUCCCUGCCUUCGGACCGGCUAAGCCUGUUGUGACUCCUUUUGGACAGGCUGUGAUGGCACCAGUGGUCCCUAACAACCCUUUUCUGGGUUCAGGUCCGCCUGCACAGUUUCCAGCAGGAGGCUCCUCAACAAACCCCUUCUUAUAGCGAAGCAUCUUGUCUGCUGCACUACAGGGUCACCAGUUGGCGCGCUUGCACCUCUUGCACUGUUUGGUUUCACAAGUAGCUUUAAGAAGAAACACAACGUUUGUAAGAAUCGUAUUUUCUAUGGCAGUUUGUCACAAACAGGACAACGUGCGAGGCAGUCCCGCUGACACUGUCUGUAACUACAAAACAAAGUGAUGUAUGCUGAGGACGAGGUUGAGCCUCUCUUUCAAUAUUUAACCUGUGAACCGGCUGAGUCUCCACUGAGCCACAAUGUAUACUCAAACUGGCUGAAAAACCAACCAUGCAAAGUUAUUGCAUCCAGUGUAUCUCAUUCAUUAUGCUGCAGUUUUUGUACAUAUAGUUUUUUUUUUUCUUUACAUUAUCUCUUUGCGCAUCAGUAUUUGUAUAACAGAAUUUAAGACAGGGCUGUUGCUUCAUUGCUGCCAGUUUCUGUAUCUGUAAAGAACAAAACUGUUCAUUUGUGCAGAACUUUUUGAGUAAAUUGUUCUUGCUAAAGAAAAAGAAAACAUUUUAUUGCUGAACGUAAAAAAAAAAGAUGCAUCAGAAACAGAUGGACGCUUUGCUCUGCCAUCUCCUCCGGUCUUGCAGAAGCCCUGGUCACAAACACUUCAGAACGACAACCACAAAAACAAUCUGGGGAACCAGAAAGAAUGGACUGAAAACCACUUUUAUUGGAUAAUAAAUAAUUUUAAGUUAAUGUGUAAAUAUAUAUACAGAAUAUAUAUUAAAAUCAAUUUUAAGUAAGAGAAAAU
Austrofundulus limnaeus is the source of this 2726-nucleotide messenger RNA. RefSeq names its product ArfGAP with FG repeats 1a (gene agfg1a). The record is from RefSeq and is a predicted model, not a curated record. The transcript is spliced from 14 exons. Gene Ontology annotation, biological process: acrosome assembly; intermediate filament organization; spermatid nucleus differentiation. Lineage: Eukaryota; Metazoa; Chordata; Actinopteri; Cyprinodontiformes; Rivulidae. The coding region runs from base 166 to 1953 and encodes 595 amino acids. Gene Ontology annotation, cellular component: membrane; cytoplasmic vesicle; cytoplasm. Gene Ontology annotation, molecular function: GTPase activator activity.